Molecule: messenger RNA, 8048 nt
Organism: Owenia fusiformis
Lineage: Eukaryota; Metazoa; Annelida; Polychaeta; Sabellida; Oweniidae
Source: the annotation of a GenBank genome assembly
GCAGGUGCUUGUUCUAGCACAAAAAUCAUAAAGAUGUCAAACACGCCGUUCUAACUGGAUAUUUACAGCAGAUCUAAGGAUACACUUUCGUCUGAAUCUUCUCUGUAGUGCCAUGGAGACAGAAAAGAAUUCUGUGCCAGCUGGUGGUGUCAAGGUUGUAGAAAAUGACAAGCCAAACAGUCCCGAGCAACCGCCUACAAAAGCCAGAGAAACAAGAAGCACUAAAAGCCCUAGUAAGCAAAGUAGCAAAAGUCCUAGUCUUCAGCGUAAAAGUCCUAGCCCAGCACCGAAAAAACCCACGCCAAAAAAAGAAUCCAUCACCAAAGAAGAGCCACCAGUCCCUGUAUUGACUAAAGAAGUUCCAGAUCAAAAACCAAAUAAUGUUGAAAAAAUGGACGUUAUCCCACCUGACGAAAAUAAUGGUGACAUGUCGAAUGAUCAUUCUGAGAUGCCAGAUAUAAAGGAGACAGCCAUUGAGCCUCCACAAAAGGCAAAGAGAGGUCGCAGGGGCAAAAGAAAAAGAACACUUUCAAAACCAAAACUACAGCCCAUGACCCUUGGUGACCCAUUAGUCGGCCAGGAGGCAGGAGAGGCCCCCAUUCUAAAACCCAAGAAAGAAAGAAAACCAAGGCAAAAGAGAUCUGCUCCUGCUGAUGUUGAACCAAGAGUGACCCCUAAGCGUCAGAGGAGACAGUUCGAACCAUUUCAAGCCAUCCCUGCUCCAGAGAUAAAGAGAGUACGCUCGUACCAUGAAUCAUCUGACACAGAGGAGGAAGAAAAGGUCAUGGUCGCUAAAAGAGGGACUUUCCUAGCUGUCAGGAAUGAAGAAGGCACAUUUUACCUGUGUCAGACUCAACAGGAUGUGUACAUCAACAAGAAACCUUUCCGUAUUCAGUGGUUGGAUAAUACAGAGACAGGGGACUCAAACAUAUACAAGAAAGAGUCAUUUGAUACAACGCAGUUGCAUUGUGUUAUUACAAAGGUGGUUGUCGAGAAAAUUGGCAAGGAGGAAUACAGACUCCCAAAAGCUGAGGUGAACAGGACCACAGAUCUACUCAACAAGGCUAAGAGUGGAGUGAAAUUGACCAAGCUAACUGGGGGCUCUGUACAACAAAAAGAUGGACUUGAAGACUCCCCCUCCCCCAAGAAAGUGAAAGAUAGUCAUAGCAACAAUGUUGGCAACACCAGGCCUAAGAGGAAGGUACAGAGAGGCACACUAGUGGUCAGGAAAGAUAAGAAAUCUGAUAAACAAAAAGGAAAAGAUAAGAAGGGCCCAACUAAAGCUGUAAAGAAAAGUGUGCCAAAGAAGAUGGCGCUAGUGAGACAGAACAGUAGUAAGGUGGCGAUUGCCAAAACAAAACUAAAGAGGGCACUGACAGUCACUAGGACGGGGUCGGGAAGUGGGGAAGGACUGAAAGCAGCAUUACAAAAAGCAAGGAAGAUCAAACAACAGGCACAGAAGGCUAAAGGUCCCCUGGAUCCAAACAGAAUGCUAAAACCAAACAACAACAUUAAAGUACUGGACAAAGAUCUCUUGUAUGAAACUAGACAACCCCUUCCAUUUAUCUCCAGUAGCGCCCAGUCUCGACUCUGUAUAAGAGCGGCCAUCUUGAAUGACAAGAAGAUGUUACAGGAAAUGAUUGACAAUAGGAAGCAAGUUUACUCUGCUUUCCUUGGUCAGAGUGAUGAACAACUCCCUGUCAAUAAAACAGCAGCACAUAUAGCUGUUGAACGGGAGAACCACGCUAUGUUGAGAAUUCUGGGUAAAGAACGUUUGAAAAGUGAGCCUCGUGUUGGUAGACCGAGUUGCCUCUUAGACCAUAGAGGAACUGGGAGGUACAAUAGGGCAUCUUUGGGAAUUAGACAUGUUCGUAGACUCAACAUGAGUAGAGGGAGCAAGGAGGGCAACAAUGCGCUCAUAAGAAAUGAUAGUGAUGAAGAAAAACCAGAACUACAUCUGUGGGCCCUACAAAAGGGUGUUUCCAUGGAUACCAUCAAUGUGUUGACAGCUACUGAGCUUAUUGAUAAAGAUAAUCUGUUCUCUAAUAUCUAUUUCGCUGUGAGACACGGGCACAGGAUACUGGCAGGAAAACUCAUAGAGCUGGGAGAGAAGACACAAGGCUUGGGGAUGAAUCACCUUCAUAAGGAGGCUUUACUCUUCAACAAAGAAGAUUGGAAAAUUCCAAUUAGAGAGGCCUCGGUCAAGAAGAAACCUUAUGAAAACAAACAAAUGACCCCACUGCACUGUGCAGCAAUCAACCCAAACACUAAGUAUCUGUCCAAGUUACUGUCCAUCUUCCCUGACCAUAACCUGUGUGACAUGGAUCAGCGUAGACCAAUACAUUACGCAGCAGCUUGUGAGGGAAAGGGACCCCUUGAACUAUUACUAAACAGGGGCGUAAGUGCAGAAGAGGCAGACAAGAAAGGAUACACCCCUCUGAUGAUUGCGGUAGAGUGUGAUCGUAUACAAAAUGUACAUGUUCUUAUGAAGAAAGCUCAAGCAGCAAUUGAUGAGCAGCGGAAGGAGGAGGAGUCCCAGCGACCUCGUAAAAUGGGGAAGUUUGAGGAUCCUGCUCCCAUUCCUCCUGUUGGUAUGGUAGGGAAAUAUGGUGUAGGGGGUGUCAACAGAGGGAAUAGAUCAAGCUGGUGUGCUCUACAUCUUGCGAUACAGUAUGCCAGUCUGGCCAUGGUAGAAAUACUAAUAGGAUAUGGUGCUAAUGUAGAGAGACCCCUUAGUGCCACUCAAAACAAAGUGACUCCUUUAAUGAUGGCUGCCCGUCAAGGUGACCUCGCUCUUGUGAAAUUAUUAGCAAAAACAGCAAAGAUUGAAAAGAAAGACAGACUUGGUCGAACUGCUCUUAUGCAUGCUGUGAUGAAUGGCUACACUGCAGUGUCAUCAUACCUGAUACAACGUGGGGCUAAUCCAAGCCAUGCUGACACCUCAGGCAACACCUGCCUCCAUUAUUCUUGCGCAUAUGGCUGGUACUUUGUUACUGAGAUGCUCCUCAAGGCAGGGGCUGACCCUAGCACACCCAAUGACUGGAAAUUAACACCAUUGGGGGCCUCAUAUCUGAAAGGUCACUCAGGUCUCACAGAUUAUCUACUGGCUCUACCAGGAAUUGAUAUUGACUUUAGGGAUGAAUCAGGUAUGACACUCCUGAUGAAUGCCCUGACGAAUAAUUGGGGUGAGGAGGACGCCAUCUAUAAUCAAGUGUGGAAGUUAUCCAAAAAGAAAGGUGCCAAAUGCACACUAGUUGAUGUUGAUGAUACGACUUGCCUUCACUUCCUGGCCAAUAAUGAAGUCCCUUGUAAUACUGAAAAGAAUCCUAAUCGUAUGCAGUCUGCUAUGAAGGAAAGUGUUAAGAUAGCUGAAUAUCUAGUGAGUCAAGGCUGUGACCCCCAAGCUGUAAACCAAGGAGGCAUGACUCCACUAAUGGUUGCUCUAGGCCAGGACAACAUGAAUAUUGAGCUUGUGACGUACCUAGUGAAACAAAUGGGUGACAUCACAGCUGCAGUGGAUCUGGACGGCAAGAACACAUUGCAUUACCUUGCCAAGAAAUGCAUGGAGCUUCCCAUGUUGCAACUUCUCAAGACAAUUAUAAGUCAGGCAUCUGAAAAGGGAAUGGAGAAUCUGAAGAAGAUGGCUAGAAUGCCAAGUAAGAAUGACAAGAGCCUGAGUGUAUCAUACCCCACUCAACACACUCCCCUUCUCCUGGCUUGUUUCCAUUACAAGCGAUGUAAGAAAGAAGCCAAGGAAAAUGACCCACCUUCUGUCCGGGAAGAAAUUGAUAAAAUCUGGGAGAAUGGCCGUGAGAUUAUUCACCUUCUGAUAGAGAAACUCGAUUCUGAGAUAGAGUAUGUCGUUGAAAGGCGACCAACAAGUGUGGGAGAGAACGGCAGUUCGAGUGAAAAUCAAACAGUUACAACUGAUCACUACUGUGCCUCCCACUUCCUCAUCAACGUGAACUGUGAACGCCCCCAAGGUAAACCAGCAUUCCACAUGCUGCUGAAGUAUAAACCCAACCUUCAGAUAGUGGAUUUCACGCUGAGGCCCAUGCUGUUAGAGCUGACUAUGGUAGGAAGGCUAGAGUGCAUACAGACACUGCUAGCUGCAGGGGCAGAUGUUAACUGUGUAUCACAGCGUAAGAAGGAAGAGAACCUGACACCUAUCUUGGAAGCUGUAAGACGUGGCAACUUGGCCAUCAUCAAGACUCUAACAGAGAAUGGAGCAGAUUUGACCAUAUUAGAGGAGAAUACCAAAAACACACUGUUGCACAUAGCAGUCAUCAAAUAUUGUGAAAGUAAAAGACCUCGAGACAAACUAGAAGUCAUCAAAUACCUACUAGAGAAAGGACUCGAUGUGAAUGCCAGAACUGACAAAAAUCGCACGGUGCUCCAUCUAUCUGUGAACUUCAGCUCGGACACAGCUGAUGAGCCAAGAGAUCUAGAGAUAUUACUUCUGAGAAAGGGGGCGGAUCUGUUUGCCAGGGAUGUCAGGGGCAGACUUCCAUUACAUUACUGCUUUGUUAAAAUUGGAAACCAUAAUAUAAAGUCAAUGAUAGAUCCAAUAGAGAUAUGCAGUAUGCUGCUUACAGCAAUGAAAAAUGUGGACGUUGAUGCUGUGGAUAACUUUGGCCAGAUGGCGCUACAUAGGGCCGCUCAUAGGGGUGCUACUGUAUGCUGUAUGCUCCUUGUACAGAAGGGGUCUCCUGUCGAUGUACCAGAUUUGGAUGGCAAUACACCAUUGGCUCACAGUGUACUGGCUGUUCAUGACAGUUGUGCUUUAAUGCUGAUCCAGAAGGGUGCCAACAUCAACACUGUUAUAGUGACCAACCCUAAAGGAGUUGACAAAUUGGAGGAAGAUUCCAUUGUGGAGUAUACAGGGGUGGUAGAAGAUAUCAUGCAAUCCAAGGCAGUCAAAGAGCUGGAGCAGCUUGAUGCUAUUCAUACUAAGAACAAACUCAAGCCAGCCUGGCGAUGGUUGAGUAGACAGUGGACGAAACCAGAAGUUCCACCUAGGAAAGGCUAUCCACUUUUACAGAAUGUGGUACAGAAUGGAUGGCAAGGGGUCACCUACAUAGUGCUGGACCUUUUAGGGCAGUUUGGCAUGGAGUAUGCUGCUGCUGUAGAGGUGGCACUGAGGAUACAAAAAUUCCAAUUUUCUCUGACAUUAGUCAACAAACAGAUAGAAGAUAGUAAGCUGCAAGUCUUUAACAAGGAGAAACAGAACCUUAUACAUACUUUAACAAAGGAGGCCUGUCCCUCUACCAAACCAGAUUUACAAUUAGAGUUGAUCUCCAUACUGCAAGAGAGAGGCGUCAGUAUGGAUAUUCCAGAUAUGUAUAAUUGCACACCACUCACCUACGCAUGUAUGAACCGCAACUACCCACUCUGCAAUUAUAUACUAGAGAACCAAGCGGGGGUUCAAGUGAAUAACACGGACAAGUUCAAUCGCACUCCACUAGCUGCCUGCUUGUGGAACACAACAUCUAACCACCAAGCACCAGCAUUAAGUAAAUUAGUGGAGUCCCUGAUCCAGAAAGGUGCCAACCCAAAUCAGCUUUAUGAUUUCCCACCAGUAGAUCACAUAAGUGGAUUCCACCAAUCAGCAGUUGGUCAGGAAUACAUGCAUAGCAAGCAUUCUCAUAAGGUUUCCCCUCUCAUUCUAUGUGUGUGCCUCAACAGUAACCUUGUGUCAACAUUGCUGGGCAAUGGAGCUGACAUCAACUUCCCCGAUGACAGAGGGAGAACUCCCAUAAUGCAUGCUGUUAAACUGAAUAAAAUGUUCCUUGUCCAAAAGUUACUCACCAAGAAUGGGGACACUAGUCUAAUGAAGUCAUCAGAAAAAGAUGAGGUUAUAAACAAUUUCAAGAUGACAGCCACCAAUAUUAAUCUAGCCGCACAGGACUGCGAUGGUAACACAGUUCUACACCAUGUUGUGACAUCACUGGAUGCUGCGUCAUAUGAUAAUGAGAAUAUACUCCAAUUAUUAAUCAAAUCAGGUGCUCCAGUAGAGACAAAGAACAAGCUGGGACAGACUGUUCUAGACCUUGCCCUACAUAAUCACACAUAUAACAUAGUUAACAGUCUACAACUCAGGACCAAAGAUAAGAGAAAACCAGACAAGUCUUUCAAACCAUUCCCAGUGCAUGAUGGGAUGGAUUGGCCCAAACCAAUACCAAACUUCUCGGAGGAUGCAGCCUUGAUGCUGGAAAAGAUAGAGUUGGAUGAAAUGAAGCAAAUCGGGGAAGAGGAAACUCAAAAAUUACAACCUGACAAGCGUGCCAAAGUCACUAAUGGUGAGAUCCUGAUGGACUCAACACAAGACAUUGGCUAUGAUAUUUUGAUGACCAAGGUGGAUGUACAGUUUGGAGCAUAUGGCCUUUAUAACUACUACAAAAUGCAGGUGAUUAAACAGAAGACAGAUGACCUAUAUGUACUGUUCAAUAACUGGGGUAGGAUCGGAGACAAUGGCCAGUACCAAGCCACACCCUUUUCCACUGAACAAGAAGCAGUCAAAGAAUUUACAAAGAUAUUUAAAGCUAAAAGUGGCAAUGACUGGUCAAAUAUUAAAAAUUUUGAAAUUCAUCCGAAAAAAUACAGAUUAGUUGGAGCAGAUAGGAGGAAAAAACAUAAACGUCCCCAAGUGACCUUCGACGUCAAGAAAUCUGAACUGACAUCCAAACUACCAAAAUAUAUCAGGGACUUCAUGGAAGAAAUGUCAAAUCUGACAAUGUUGAAGAACAAUUACUCCAACUUAGGGCUAGAUACUGAUGUUAUUCCAUUUGGUAAACUACACAGGAAUACACUAGAGGAGGCCAGGGCCUUACUUGCUCAAAUUCGUCCAAUAAUUCAAGAAAAGGAAACUUUAAGAGCUCAACAGACGACAGACACUUUGGAAAAAUACCAUGACAUAUGUCAAAAAAUUGCCGAUCUCAGCACUGACUAUUACUCUUUGAUUCCAAAACAAGGCUUUGAGUAUGAAAGACUUGCACCUAUUGACAACUUACAUAAAUACAGCAGUGAAUUUGCACUGAUAAACAACCUGCUAGAAUUUGAAGUUGCAGAACGUGUCUUGCUAGGUGCACAACUCAGGAAAAAUGAGAUCCAUCCCCUCGACUAUGUGUACCAGGCAUUAGAAUGUAAGCUAGAGAUAAUACAGGAAACAGAUCCAGUGUCACAACAUAUACUCAGAUAUGUACAUAACACAGAUACCAGUGUUGAUGUUGAAGCAAUAUACAAAUUCUCCCGUGGCAAUGAGGACAAUGCAUUAUGGGAAGGUAACCUUGACAACCACAAGUUGUUGUGGCAUGGCAGUAAAGUUACAAAUCUAAUCAGUAUUCUAAACCGUGGACUGUUGAUAGCAGUACCUGAAGCACCCAAGACAGGCUACAUGUUUGGAAAGGGAAUAUACUUCGCAGAUAGCUUCAAGAAGAGCAAGGCAUAUUGCCAUGGCAGCAACACAAAGUAUAUGCUCUUAUGUGAGGUUGCUCUGGGAAAGGAAAAACAUUUUGAACAGUCCGAAUACAUGGAGCAGGCAGCUACUGGGUGUCACAGCACUUUAGGGUUAGGGGCUAAUAUGCCCAACCCAACAGAUGAUGCGGUCCUCAACUCAGGUGUGAAGAUUCCACUAGGAAAACAGAUUCACCGACCAACUCCCCAAGUUAGAAGUGAAUACUGGAAGAAAUAUGGCUGCUGGCCUCUACAACAGAAUGAGUACAUAGUUUACAAUGAGAAACAGGUCGCUAUUCGUUAUAUCGUGCAAUUUAGGAACCAGUCAUGAAUAUGGUAACCAUUGGUAACCAUGCUUUUAUAUUUUAGUACACUGGAAUUAUUGAGAGGGGCAAUAUAUUUGUGCUGCAUAGUUCAUAGACACACAUUGUUGUGAUGUCAUAGACACACAUUGUUGUGAUGUCAUAGACACACAUUGUUGUGAUGUCAUAGACACACAUUGUUGUGAUGUCAUAGACACACAUUGUUGUGAUGUCAUAGGCACACAUUGUUGUGAUGACAUAGACGCAUAUUGUUGUGAAGACAUAGACACACAU